Messenger RNA from Dendronephthya gigantea, 12847 nucleotides. RefSeq names its product dynein heavy chain 1, axonemal-like. Gene Ontology annotation, cellular component: dynein complex. The transcript is spliced from 80 exons. Gene Ontology annotation, molecular function: ATP hydrolysis activity; minus-end-directed microtubule motor activity; ATP binding. Gene Ontology annotation, biological process: microtubule-based movement. The record is from RefSeq and is a predicted model, not a curated record. Bases 165 to 12737 code for a protein of 4190 amino acids. Lineage: Eukaryota; Metazoa; Cnidaria; Anthozoa; Malacalcyonacea; Nephtheidae.
GCUAAAUUUUGUGCAAAGAAUUUUGCAAAUUGUGGUUUAAAAGUUAAUUUACAGGAUUGUGAAAUAUACAUUGAACAAAAAUGUGAAAGGAUUGUAUUUUAUGCAAUGGCUACUAUGCUUGUCUAGCUCGUUUUAGGCUGAUAUCAUUGUAAAAAGUGUGAAAAAUGGGCGACAUUUUCCACACCAAUUCCAGAAGGACAACUAGUUCGUUCAAACAAGAGUUGUUUCCUGCUAAGCAACGUGGUUUCUAUUCGGAUAUCUUGCGCGAAGAAGCUGCAGGAGAAUUGCAGGGUGUAAAGAAUGGCCCUGCACGAAAUGAGAGCAAAGUUUGGAAAACAGUAAAGGAAAAACAUAUUCCGAAAGCUACAACAUUCAAAGGCCCAGAAGGUGAAGAAUUUGAAUCAAGUAUUUCAUUUGGACCAACCACUGCCUCUGUGACAAAUUCUGAUUUUCCCUGGGGAUCAUGGGAGCCAAAGGUUCAAGUACCAUACGAAACAGAACCUGGUCAAGUACCAAGAAAAAUUGCUAUAGAGAGACUGAAACGUUUGUACGCAAGUCAAGACCUUACAGCAUUGCUUGAACAACGCGGAGUUUUAACAUCCGACCUAAUGCCUCACAAAGGUUUCAACAUGAGAGUUGAUCUUACCAAGGCUGACCCGAAGAACAAAAGACUUUACCCACCUUAUUUGUCACUGGAUAUUUUUGACAACACAGAGUUUGACUGUCGAAAUCCGCGAGAAUGGUUGGAUCUUGGUGUAGUGAAGGGACACCAGAGACCAGUUCCAGGAAAGGCAUUGUUGUCGUUGACUGGCAAGGAUGUUGCUGAUCCUGACAGAUUCAAAUGGCUGGAUGUUGGAGUUCUUGGGUACAACCCAGACAACAAACUGUUUUUCGUCAGAGCGGUCGGACUUGGUGGUGUUCAACAUAAUGUUAUCCCUAAGGGUACAAAACUGAACGCUUAUAUCCAAAAAGAUGCCGAGAAGUCCAAACCAAAUCCACUACCACCCUCGCUGACCAUAGACGGAUGCUGGAUCCCAAGGAUUCGCCUCAUGUUCUGUGCCGAGGACCCGAUGGCCUUUGCGGAUAGAGUUGCUAACGCAUACAACCUGAGAUUACAGACAGAAGCUCUUUUAAGAUACCAUUUGUAUGUUGAUUGUAUGCCUGUGGAUGGAGUUGCAGAGCUCGAGACAUGUUCAUUGGACCGGAUGGUGGAAUGGGCCAGUGAAACAAGCAUGUUGAAGAAAGGGCCUAGUUUUGACGAAAAAGUUCACCUUUUGUGCAACGAGAUUAAGCUGGAUUUUGCAAGAACGAUGAAUAAAAUAUCUUUUGACAAGACGGUAACCAGCAUGCCACAAAAAUUUUGGUAUGUCACUCUGCCAGAGGAUGAGAAACAGAUUGUCCCGGAAAGAGGCUACAAUCCGGACGUUCCUGCCUGCCCGUUCGAUAGGAAAUUUGACCAAUUUUCCUUCCUCUCCUUGCUAACACGCGCCGAAGUCAUACACGCCAUGGCGAAAGUUCGUGCCGAAUGCAACAGGGUUGCAGCUAUGUGUUUGUUUCAAAUCCCGAUCACUAAAAGCAUGAGAUUGGAGGAGUUCGAACAGACGCAGAGCCAAGCAAGUUCGCAGAUUCAGUUGUUCCUGAAAGACAGUUGGUUAAGCACGUUACGCUCAGCAAUCAGAACAAGUCUUAGUGAGGCUGGAAAAGGAUGGUUUAAUUUGGAUGAAACUAUCUGGGAAGUUUACAAAAUAUCAAAAUUGGCCAAAUUUAUGCAGCUUGUUAACUUUGCGAUGCAGGAUACGCUACGAUAUUUGGUACAAGAUUCUUUGGCUCUGUACAAACAAACGAUUCAUGACGGGUGUCAUGAAGUAUUACAUGUCAAAGAGGAUCUCGUCUGGGGCAAAGAUAUUAUUAACAGCCCAUACAAGCCAAAAAAGAACCCGCUGUUUUUUGUCGACCUAACGAUGGACAAAGAAGGUGUCGGUUACGGAAUGGACCUACAAAACUUUGAACAAACUGUCAUAAGUCUUUUCGACAAGGGAAUUACUUGUACAAAGAAUGUUCCCCAACUGGAGAAAAUGGUCAUGAAGAAGUUGUUUUGGAGUGCAACGCCACUGUUGGAAACUGUCGGAGAAAAUGAACCCCCGGUCGUUGAGACGAGAGAAUAUAUAAGAAAAGCUAUACAGAAAGCUAUUAUCCCUCUUUUAGCGUACGCAAGAGAGUAUGAAAAACAUUUGGAGUUGUUCAAUUUGGAUAUCAAUGAAUAUUUAAAUGAUUAUGACAGUCAAGACCACAGCGCCGUGGAGGUGAAACAAGAGAUUGAGAAACAUCUUGCAGAGAAAGAUGCCCUGGAAAACAGCAUACCUUCCUUAAUCGUGAUUGGUCCUUUUCAAAUAAACACGGAAAGCGUUCGUCAGAAAUUGGCCACUAAGAGGAAAGCAUUGGCGAAUCAGGUCAUCGAGUUAUUGGCAAAGAAAUUAAGAAAACAAAAUGAUGAGGUUUGCGAAGAAUUCAGACAAAUCGCUCGCACACUGUAUGACAAGCCAAAUUGCAUUGAAGAACUGUCAGAACAACGAGAGUAUAUGAAAACCAUUCCUGAUUUACUGAAGAAAAAUCAAGAACUGAUCGAUAAAGCAGUAGUGGACUAUGAAUUGAUCGAGGAGUUUUAUUACAGUAUAUCACAAGAUGACUUCAAUGCCAAAUGGACAGUAAUAGGUUUCCCUCACAAAAUCCAACAACAAAUCGAAGCAACAGAACUCGCGUUGCAAACCGACGAAGAACACUUUCAGAAGAAUCUGUUAUCAGAUCAAACUACUUUCCAAGAUCGUCUUGAUACGCUGAACAUGGUAAUUGCUGGAUUCGCGGCGCAUACUGAUAUCAACCGCGCUCACGAAAUAGCGAAUGACGUAAGACGAAUUUCAAAGCAAAUUAAAGAAUGCCAGGGCCUGGCGUCGACGUAUAAUAAUAGGGAAAGGUUGUUUGGGUUGCCUGUGACAUCGUAUGACAAACUUGGUAAGUUGCUAAAAGACUUCGAGCCUUACAAAAACCUGUGGCUGACAACAUCAGACUGGUUAAAAUGGCAUGACUCGUGGAUGAACGACCCGCUGACCACAAUUGACGCAGAACAACUUGAAAGCAACGUGAGCAAUUCGUACAAAACAAUGCACAAAUGUGCUCGUCAUUUCCAAGAAGUGCCAAGUGUUCAGAAUAUUGCGAAUGAGAUCAAAGGAUGGAUUGAAGAUUUUAAGCCGUUUAUCCCGUUAAUCCAAGGAUUAAGGAAUCCCGGAAUGAGAAGCAGGCAUUGGGAUCAGCUUUCAAAAGAUCUUGGUUUUAAACUGGUUGCAAAUCAAAAUCUGAAUUUUGCGAAAUGUCUUGAACUCAAACUUCAAGAUCACAUCAAUGUCAUUGCUAAGGUCGCUGAGGUGGCUGGCAAGGAGUAUUCGAUAGAGCAGGCGCUAGACAAAAUGGAAGGUGAAUGGGCUCCAAUGGUGAUGGAAGUAUUGGAAUACAAGGAAACAGGAACGUACAUCAUCAAAGUCAGCGACGACUGCUCACAACUGCUCGAUGAUCAUAUUGUCAUGACGCAGUCAAUGUCAUUCUCGCCCUACAAGAAACCUUUUGAAGACAGGAUUAACACUUGGGAGGGGAAGUUAGUGAUGACGCAGGAUGUGUUGGACGAAUGGAUGAACUGCCAGAGAGCUUGGCUUUAUUUAGAACCAAUAUUUAGUAGCGAGGACAUAAACAGGCAGCUGCCUAUCGAGUCUAAAAGGUACCAGACAAUGGAACGUAUCUGGAGAAAGGUUAUGAAUAAUGCACACAGCAACCCUCAGGUGAUAUCUCUGUGUCCAGAUGCUCGCCUUCUUGAUUACCUCAAAGAAUGCAACAAAUUAUUAGAACAGGUUCAAAAAGGUCUGAGUGAAUAUCUGGAAACAAAGAGAAGCGCAUUUCCUCGUUUCUUCUUUUUGUCCGAUGAUGAAUUGUUGGAAAUACUUUCUCAAACAAAAGAUCCUACCGCUGUGCAACCGCAUCUCCGGAAAUGCUUUGAAAAUAUUGCCAGGCUUCAAUUUGAAGACGACCUGCGUAUUUCAAAGAUGUUUUCUUCGGAUGGUGAAGGGGUACCAUUCUCCGAGGAGAUGUAUCCUCGCGGCAACGUGGAGGACUGGUUACUAGAGGUUGAGAGGGUCAUGCAGGCGAGCUUGAAGAGCAUCCUUCAUCGCGCUAUUGUUGCCUACGAACAGACUCCUCGCCCUGAGUGGGUAUUGCAAUGGCCGGGCCAGAUUGUCAUCGCCGGUUGUCAGAUGCAUUGGACCAAAGAAGUGUCGGAAGCUUUGGAGAAAAAUGAACUCAAAGAAUUAUUCGUUGUUCUGAAAAAACAGUUGAGCGACUUGGUGUCACUUGUCAGGGGUCAGUUGACGAAGUUAGAAAGAGCAAUAUUAGGAGCUCUAAUUGUCAUUGAGGUUCACGCUUGUGAUGUUGUUGAUAAAAUGCUACAGGAAAAUGUUCGAAAUAUCAACGAUUUUGAAUGGAUCAGUCAGUUGAGGUAUUAUUGGGAGAAUGACCUGCUAAUACGGGCAGUCAACGCCGAGUUUAAAUACGGAUACGAAUAUCUUGGCAACAGUGGUCGCCUGGUUAUCACACCUCUCACUGAUCGCUGUUACCUUACGCUAACUGGAGCGCUGCAUUUGACCUUCGGUGGCGCACCCGCAGGGCCUGCUGGGACUGGCAAAACUGAAACAACUAAGGAUCUUGCCAAAGCUAUGGCGAUACAAUGUGUUGUCUUCAAUUGCUCUGAUCAACUGGACUUCAUGGCAAUGGGGAAAUUCUUCAAAGGACUUGCAAGCUCCGGUGCAUGGGCAUGUUUCGAUGAGUUUAACCGCAUUGACGUUGAAGUAUUGUCUGUGGUCGCGCAACAGAUAUCCACCAUUCAACAAGCACUUCAGAAUAAGGUGGAAAGGUUUAUGUUUGAAGGCGUCGAACUAAAACUACGUCUUUCCUGUGCUGUGUUUAUCACUAUGAAUCCUGGCUAUGCUGGUAGGACAGAACUACCUGACAACCUCAAGGCGUUAUUCCGUCCAGUCGCUAUGAUGGUACCCGACUAUGCAUUGAUCGCUGAGAUCAGUUUGUUCUCGUUCGGAUUUUCUGAAGCCAAAGUUCUUGCAAAGAAGAUAACAACAACAUUUAAAUUGUCCUCAGAACAACUCAGCUCACAGGAUCAUUACGAUUUUGGGAUGAGAGCUGUAAAAACAGUCAUAUCAGCAGCUGGGAAUCUAAAAAGAGAAAAUCCUACAAUGGAAGAGGAGCUUAUUGUCCUGCGUGCCAUCCGAGAUGUAAAUGUUCCUAAAUUCUUAAUGGAUGAUCUCAAGCUAUUCAAUGGCAUUGUCUCUGAUCUAUUUCCAAAAAUAAAAGAGCAACCAAUUGAUUAUGGUGAGCUGGACUCGUCUAUACGGACAUCUUGCAAAAAGAUGGGUUUAGAAGAUGUUGAUGGUUUUGUAACUAAGUGUAUUCAGUUGUAUGAGACCACGGUUGUCCGUCAUGGCUUGAUGAUGGUUGGACCAACUGGAUCCGGAAAAACAAGAUGUUACGAAGUUUUGAAAAAAGCUAUGACGUCAUUAAAGGGCAAAAUGUCUCCGGCGGGCACACAAUUUGAAGAAGUUCACACGUAUGUCUUGAAUCCCAAGUCAAUCACGAUGGGGCAGUUGUAUGGAGAGUUUGAUUUGAUGACACAUGAAUGGACGGACGGUAUUCUCUCGUCAAUGAUUCGUGACGGUAGUUCGAGCUCAACAUCAGAUAAGAAAUGGUAUCUUUUUGAUGGUCCGGUUGACGCCGUCUGGAUUGAGAACAUGAACACAGUGUUAGAUGAUAACAAGAAACUCUGUUUGACCAGUGGGGAAAUUAUCAAAUUAACUGAGUCAAUGACAAUGAUGUUUGAGGUUCAAGAUCUUGCCGUGGCAUCCCCAGCCACUGUCAGUCGAUGCGGUAUGGUUUAUUUGGAGCCCAGUAUUCUUGGGUUGCAACCGUUUGUUGACUGUUGGUUACGAAAGUUGCCUGAUUCCGUGUUUGAUCACAGAGAUACCUUCAAAUCACUGUUCGACCGAUUCUUGGAAGUCAGCAUCAAAUUUCUUCGAAAACAGAUGAAAGAGUUUGUACCCUCGGUGGACAGUAACGUUUGCUUUAGUCUGAUGAAUAUUCUGGAUUCAUUCUUUGCUUCUUUCAAUCCACGCGAGGGUAUAGACGUACCACAAGAAAACCUGGACAAACUUGAGCAGUUGAUUGAACCUUGGUUCUUCUUCGCCCUAAUCUGGUCGGUUGGUGCGACCUGUGAUGGUGACAGUCGACACAAAUUCAGUCAGUUCCUACGAGAAAAAAUGAAAGAAGAAAACAUAAGCAUGCCCUUCCCUGAAGAUGGUUUGAUUUAUGAUUAUUCAUUGGAUGACGCGGGUAUCAGCAAAUUUGGUGCGGAUGAUGACGAAAUUGAAGAAUCAUCGAGUGCAAACGAGAUUCGUUGGAAGCAUUGGUUGGAAGGCGCGCCCAAAAUAACGAUCACGCCAGAAACACGUUUCUCAGAUAUCAUUGUCCCAACCAUGGAUUUGAUUCGUGGGUCUCACAUCCUGGGAAUGUUGCUGGUUAACCACAAGAAAGUUUUAGCUGUUGGUCCAACAGGUUCUGGAAAAACAUUGUGUAUUGGAGAUAAACUAUUGAGACAUAUGCCAAAAGAUUAUCUCUGCCAUUUUCUCACCUUUUCUGCACGAACUUCGGCUAACCAAACACAAGAUAUUAUUGAUGGUAAACUGGAUAAAAGACGAAAAGGUGUGUUUGGUCCACCUCUUGGAAAAACGUUUCUAAUAUUCAUUGACGAUUUGAACAUGCCAGCUCUGGAAACCUACGGUGCUCAGCCACCUAACGAGCUGUUGCGACAGUAUUGUGACCAUAAUGGAUGGUACGACAGAAAACAGAUAGGUGCUUUUCGCGAGCUUGUUGACAUCAAUUUACUCGGGGCAAUGGGUCCACCUGGUGGGGGUCGAAACCCCGUCACUCCCCGUUUAUUACGUCAUUUCAACUUCCUCACUUUCACUGAAAUGGAAGACUCGAGCAAAUUCACAAUUUUCUCAACGAUAUUAAAGGGAUGGCUAGAGUCCUACCACGGGGAAAACAAAGAAGAUCUCGGCAGUCAUUUAGUUCAGCAAACUAUCGCUGUUUACAAUACUAUCACCACGCAGCUCCUCCCAACUCCAUCAAAAAGUCACUACACAUUUAACCUUCGCGACUUGUCGAAAGUCUUCCAAGGCGUUCUCAUGGCAAAACCGGAAAAACUGGAAUCAAAACUUGAACUUCUUCGUUUGUGGUUUCACGAAAACUGUCGCGUGUUUCAAGACCGUCUGGUCAACGAUGAAGAUAGAAAAUGGUUCAUAAAUUUGAUGAGAGAAAAAAUGACCACAGGUUUUGAUGUCGUUUACGAAGAUGUUGUAAAUAAGGUGCCUUUGGUUUAUGGCGAUUUUAUGAUACCAAACGCGGAGAAUAAGAUUUAUGCUGAAGUCAGUGAUUAUGAGAAGAUGGUUAAAAUAUUGGAGGAGUAUUUGGAAGAUUAUAACCAGAUUAAUACUGCACAGAUGAAACUGGUGUUGUUUACAGAUGCCGUCCAGCACGUCUGUAGGAUUGGUCGUAUCAUCAGACAGCCAUUGGGCAACGCUUUACUUUUAGGUGUUGGCGGUAGUGGAAGGCAAAGUUUGACCCGUUUGGCUGCUCAUAUUGCUGAAUACGAAUGUUUCCAGAUCGAACUAGCAAAGAAUUAUGGUGUUCCAGAAUGGCGGGAGGAUGUCAAGAAGGUCAUGAUGAAAGCCGGCUUGGAAAAUAAACCUGUUGUUUUUCUAUUUGUUGAUACACAGAUUAAAGACGAAUCUUUUCUGGAAGAUCUCAAUAAUAUACUAAAUGCAGGCGACGUUCCCAAUAUUUAUCAACCUGAUGAGCUCGACAAUAUUUACACAACAAUGAAGCCGAUCGUUCAAGAUUCUGGCCAGCCUCCUACGAAAGCUAACCUGUAUUCUGCUUACACUAAAUUGGUUCGCUCAAAUAUUCAUUUGGUCGUAUGCAUGAGUCCAAUAGGUGAGAUAUUCCGUGCAAGAUUGCGCCAGUUUCCUUCCCUCGUCAACUGCUGUACAAUUGAUUGGUUCUCAGAGUGGCCCGAGGAGGCUUUGCAAUCCGUAGCCACAACAUUCCUUGGCGAAAUACAAGAGUUAGAAGAUUCACCUUACACUCAGGGAUUGGUUGACAUGUGCGGAGCUAUUCAUCAAUCUGUAGCGAUGAAAUCUAAGAAAUAUCUUGCUGAACUCUCAAGAUAUAACUACGUCACCCCUACAAGUUACUUGGAUUUGUUGGGUACUUUUCGCAAGCUUGUAACACUGAAAAAAUCUGAAAUUGUCAAUGCAAGGAACAGAACUAAAACUGGCCUUGAUAAGUUGCUAUCAACGGCUGAAGAGGUUGAGAAGUUACAAGAAGAACUGGAGUCGAUGCAGCCAUUGCUGGCCCAGGCUGCCAAAGACACUGAGGAUACAAUGGAACAAAUCAAGAAAGAUAGUGUGGUCGCAAAUGAGACGAAAGUCGUGGUACAACGCGAGGAGAUUGAGGCGACAAAGAAGGCGACAGAAACUCAAGCGAUUGCUGACGAUGCUCAGAGAGAUCUUGACGAGGCUCUGCCCGCUUUGGAAGCCGCUCUAACUAGUCUGAAAUCGCUCAACAGGAAUGAUGUUGUCGAGGUGCGGGCACUUCAGCGACCUCCACCAGGUGUGAAGUUGGUCAUUGAUGCUGUGUGUAUCAUCAAGGGAGUUAAACCCAAGAAAGUUGCUGGGGAAAAGGUUGGCACUAAGGUCGAUGACUAUUGGGAACCUGGUAAAGCAUUGCUACAAGAUCCUGCAAAGUUUCUGGAAGGCCUAUUCAAAUUUGACAAGGAUAACAUCCCUGACAGUAAUAUUCAGAAGAUCCAGCCUUACAUCGACAAUGAAGAUUUUACUCCUGCGGCGAUUGCAAAGGUUUCAAAAGCGUGUACAUCAAUAUGCCUCUGGGUGAGAGCCAUGCAUAAAUAUCACUUCGUUGCAAAAUCAGUGGCACCAAAAAGGGAAGCUCUAAAGAAGGCGACCGAAGACUUGCAAGAAACACAGCGUAUCCUGGGUGAGGCGAAAGACAGACUACGAGAGGUUGAGGAAGGCAUUGCCUCACUUCAGGCAAAAUAUGAUGAAUGUAUUGCUAAGAAAGAAGAGCUGGAGUAUAAAACGGAGUUGUGUACUGCUAGACUAACACGAGCUGAAAAGCUUAUCGGUGGCCUGGUGGACGAGAAAGGUCGAUGGCAAGAGUCUGUUACCGAGUUUGAUGGCCAGAUUAUUAACGUUGUCGGUGACGUCAUGAUUUCAUCUGGGGUGAUUGCGUAUCUUGGAACGUUUACAGGUGAAUACCGUGCAGCCAUGGUCGCUGAAUGGUUGAAUCAUUUGGUUCAGCUUGAGAUCCCUCAUUCAGAAACAUGCUCUCUCGUCUCGAUUCUUGGAGAUGCGGUAAAAAUCAGAAAUUGGCAGAUCGCCGGCCUGCCUAGGGACACGUUGUCAGUCGAAAACGGCGUUAUUGUACAGAACUCACAGAGAUGGCCGCUUUUCAUUGAUCCGCAGGCACAGGCCAACAAAUGGAUUAAGAAUAUGGAAAAAGAAAGUGGAGUGGAUGUCGUUAAAUUGACAGACAAGGAUUUCUUACGAAGUCUUGAAAAUGCUGUGAGGUUUGGAAAGCCAUGUUUGCUGGAAAAUGUCGGCGAGGAGUUGGACCCAGCUUUGGAACCGAUAUUGUUGAAACAGACAUUCAAGCAAUCUGGCAGUACAGUAAUCAAACUAGGCGAUGCAAUCAUACCCUAUCAUGAUGACUUCAAGUUCUACAUCACAACUAAACUACCAAAUCCACAUUAUACUCCAGAAGUAUCUACCAAGGUCACUAUUGUAAACUUCACUCUUGCUCCAAGUGGUUUAGAAGACCAGCUUUUAGCUAUCGCAGUAGCAGAAGAGAGACCAGAUCUCGAGGAAGCGAAGAAUCAACUUAUUGUGAGCAAUGCCAAGAUGAAACAGGAACUGAAAGAGAUCGAAGACAAGAUAUUACACAAAUUAUCAGCAUCGGAAGGAAAUCCUGUUGAUGAUGUGGACCUCAUUCAAACUCUCGAGGCAUCUAAAGUUAAAGCUGGUGAGAUUAAGGCAAAAGUGGUUAUUGCUGAACAAACAGAAAAUGACAUUGAUGAGACCAGAAGUCAGUACAUUCCCGUGGCUGUGCGGACACGAAUAUUGUUCUUUUGCACCUAUGACUUGGCAAAUAUCGAUCCAAUGUAUCAGUAUUCCUUGGAAUGGUUUAUCAGUAUUUUUCUAAACAGUAUUGCAAACGCUGAGCAAGCAGAUAACAUCGCUCAACGUAUUGAAAAUGUGAAUGAGUAUUUCACCUUCAGUCUCUACUGUAAUGUUUGUCGCAGUCUUUUUGAGAAGCAUAAACUGUUGUUUUCAUUUCUGGUGUGCGUCAGAAUCUUACAGAAUGAAGAUAAGAUUGAUAUUGAUGAAUGGCGUUAUCUCCUAGCAGGCGGAACAACUGUCCCGGAACAAGUUCCCAACCCUGCCGAGGAAUGGAUCUCGGAGCGAGCUUGGAAUGAGAUCUUGACUUUACCGGCGCUAACGAAGUUUGCGAGGUUUGCCAAAGAUUUCAGAAAACAUCUUCAGGGAUUUAAAAGAAUCUUUGACAGUACUGAACCGCACAGGGAACCCAUGCCUGGUUCGUGGGACAAAGAUUUGGAUCAUUUCCAAAAAAUCCUUGUUCUACGUUGUCUGCGCGCCGACAAAGUCACGAACGCGAUGCAGGAUUUUGUUGCCGAACAUCUUGGGCAAAAGUUUAUCGAACCACAGACCGCAGACCUUUCUUUGGUGUUCAAAGACUCGUCACCCACGUGUCCUUUAAUCUUCGUUCUCUCGACUGGAACCGACCCAGCCGCAGACCUGUACAAGUUCGCCGAGGAAAUGCGAUUCUCUAAAAAGCUGAACGCCAUCUCGCUGGGUCAGGGGCAGGGGCCACGGGCUGAGGCAAUGAUGCGUUCUGCGAUGGAGAGGGGGAAAUGGGUGUUCUUUCAGAAUUGUCAUCUCUCGCCAAGCUGGAUGCCCACAUUGGAAAGAUUGAUUGAAAAUAUUGACGUGGAUAAGGUUCAUCGUGACUUUAGACUUUGGUUAACCAGUAUGCCCAGUCCUAAAUUCCCUGUCUCAAUCCUUCAAAAUGGCUCCAAGAUGACAGUUGAACCGCCUCGAGGAAUUAAGGCAAACCUUCUCAGAUCAUUUACUGGAUUUAGUGAUGAAUUCUAUGCCGGAUGUAAACGGGUUGAAGAUUUCAAGUAUCUGUUGUUCUCGUUAUGUCUGUUCCACGGGGUAACACUUGAACGUCGGAAGUUUGGUCCUCUUGGGUUCAAUAUCCCGUACGAGUUUACUACAGGAGAUCUUAGGAUUUGUAUCAGUCAACUGAGUAUGUUUCUGGACGAGUAUGAAGGAGUUCCUUAUAAGGUUUUAAAGUACACGGCAGGUCAGAUCAACUACGGAGGCCGCGUCACGGAUGACUGGGAUCGAAGAUGCAUCAUGACAAUCUUGGCAGAUUAUUAUCAGUCAGAAGUCCUGGAACCUGGGCACCCGUUUUCAGAGGCUGGAGUAUAUCAUCAAUUGAAGGGCGAUACACCACAUGAGGGUUAUCUACAUUAUAUCCGAGGUUUGCCGAUCAACGACACACCAGAAAUCUUCAGUUUGCAUGAAAACGCAAACAUCACCUUCGCCCAGAAUGAGACAUUUGAUCUCCUCCAUGGAAUACUGGCUAUGCAGCCCAAAACUACCGCAGGCGCAGGAAAAUCACGUGAAGACAUUGUGGAGGAAAUUGGUCGUAGCAUCCUCGACAAAGUCCCAGCUCCUAUACCAAUUCUACCAGUCAUGGAGAAGUAUCCGGUGAAGUACGAAGAAUCCAUGAACACAGUUUUGACGCAAGAAGUUAUCCGAUACAACAAAUUACUGACCGCCAUUCGCAGUUCUUUAAAUGAGAUGUUGAAGGCGUUGAAAGGUUUGGUUGUGAUGUCACAAGCUCUGGAAACGAUGGUGGAUAGCUUGUAUAAGAAUGCUGUGCCUGAUCUCUGGGCUAGUAAGGCAUAUCCAUCGUUAAAGCCACUUUCGUCCUGGGUCACCGAUUUGAUAGCGAGGGUUGCGUUUAUUCAAAAAUGGAUUGAUCUCGGAAUACCUCCGGUAUUUUGGAUCUCAGGCUUCUUCUUCCCGCAAGGAUUUCUCACCGGGACCCUUCAAAAUUAUGCCAGAUCUUCGUCCAUCUCAAUCGAUGUAAUCACCUUUGAUUUUGAGGUGUUACCCAAGUCAGCAUCUGAACCACAAUCUCGGCCUGAAAACGGGUGUUAUAUUCGAGGCCUUUUCCUUGAGGGGGCUCGUUGGAGUGCAGACAAACAUGAGCUGGCAGAGUCGAAGCCUAAAGAACUCUAUACAGAUAUGCCAAUAAUCUGGCUUAAGCCUACGGCUAACAGAGUUAAACCUGUAACUGGAAUAUACGAAUGCCCUGUGUAUAAGACCUUGACUAGAGCAGGAACGCUUUCAACGACUGGCCAUUCGACAAACUUCGUCUUGUCAAUUGAAGUCCCAAGCAGCAAACUCCAACAGCAUUGGAUUAAACGCGGUGUUGCUUUGAUGUGUGCUUUAAAUUAUUAAUCAGCACUGUCAGUUCCCUGCGUUCAAAGUUAUAUAUUUCUUUUUCUAUCGUAAAAACUCAUUCGUACUUUUGUAGUUGAUAUAAUUCGUAAAAUGUAUAGAUAUUUUAU